Molecule: messenger RNA, 417 nt
Organism: Eucalyptus grandis
Lineage: Eukaryota; Viridiplantae; Streptophyta; Magnoliopsida; Myrtales; Myrtaceae
Product: glyoxylate/hydroxypyruvate reductase HPR3-like
Exons: 1
Coding region: 1-417 (138 amino acids)
Cellular component (GO): cytosol
Molecular function (GO): hydroxypyruvate reductase [NAD(P)H] activity; glyoxylate reductase (NADPH) activity; NAD binding
Source: RefSeq, a predicted model, not a curated record
AUGGCCUCCCACCCCCAAAACAAUGGCGCUCCUCCACCACUCAACCGCCAUCCCCCGCCACCGUGCAUCCGUCUCCUCUGGCACCCUACUCAGUUCUCCAUCCUCGACCGCCCCCUCCCUGACACCUUCCGCUUCCUGAACCCCUGGGAAUCACCACUCCCCCUCAGCAACUUCCUCUCCUCCACUGAUGCCGGCGCCACCAAGGCAAUCCUCACCUCCGGCAUGAGUCCGAUCACCACCGACAUGCUCUGGUGGCUCCCGGAGGUCCGCCUUGUCAUCACCACCAGCGCAGGCCUUAAGCACAUCGACUUGGCAAAGUGCCGACGGCGUGGGAUUGUGAUCACCAACACAGGAGACACAUACUCGGAGGACACGGCGGAUUUGGCCACCACUGUGCCACCAGACUGGUUGACUUGA